Messenger RNA from Lingula anatina, 1947 nucleotides. RefSeq lists its product as uncharacterized. Gene Ontology annotation, molecular function: cell-cell adhesion mediator activity. Gene Ontology annotation, biological process: axon guidance; homophilic cell-cell adhesion; dendrite self-avoidance. Lineage: Eukaryota; Metazoa; Brachiopoda; Lingulata; Lingulida; Lingulidae. Gene Ontology annotation, cellular component: axon; plasma membrane. The record is from RefSeq and is a predicted model, not a curated record.
AUGGCGUAUCCCAGGACAGUAAUGGCCUGGCUGUUCUGCUUUCUUAUUGUCAUGGAGACAAUAUCUGGGCCGGCCGCCUUACUGCAGUCAGAUAUAUUCAGAGAUCCUCCACGUAUCACCAACAGUUCCACACCAACCCUCAUUCACAAGCGCGGGGACAGCGCCUCCUUGUUCUGUGAGGCAUCAGGGAUGCCGACGCCCACCGUGUCCUGGACCAAGAAUGGCGAACCUCUCAUGGACAGCGUGGGCAGGAAGACUGUGGACGGAAACAGAAUAGAGAUUGUAGAUUUACACCAUGAAGAUGGCGGGGUGUAUGUGUGCACCUUUACCAACUCUAUCAGUCAGGUCAGCCAGAGCAUCAAGCUGGUCGUAGAAGGCAGUGCCUUCAUUAUGACACCUCCUGAGAAUACCACAGUGAGGGAGUUCCAGAAGGUAAAGCUGAACUGCCAGGCUGAGGGAUACCCUGAAAAUAUCACCUACAGAUGGUACAGAGACAAUGUAGAUGUAAAGUUACACCCAAAGUUCAUGGAGCGUGGUGAAAUUCAAAUUGAUGGCCGUUUGGUCAUUAGUAAUGUUCUCCGCACAGACUCAGGAUGGUACAGGUGUCGACCCACUAACGGCAUUGGCAUGGCCCCAGAGGCUAAGGCGUAUCUCAACGUGACCUAUCCACCAGAGGUGUUGCCAGUGGAACGCAAUGUAUAUUUUCCCAAAGGCAUGACGGACUACCUGCCGUGCCCCAUAGACGCCAACCCACCUGUCUACACUGUCACCUGGACCAAGAAUAACCAGCUGGUGGAUUUGUCUAGCAAUGGCAGGAUUGGUCUGGGUCAGGACUGGUCACUGGUGUUCACUGACAUCAGGAGUGAGGACACGGGAGCCUACACAUGUACUCCUUAUAAUGACAAUGGCAUGGGAAGGAGCUCAGAUCUGAUGCAGGUGGUAGUAAGAGAUCCCCCCUACUUCACAAUGAGGCCCAAUCCUUACUAUCAGAGGAUGCCAGGAGAGUCUGUCACGUUCCCGUGUGCGGCAUCAGGGACACCAUUGCCUGUCAUAUCCUGGAGAAAGCCGGAUUCCUAUGUCCCUGAUGACAGCAGAGUGAGUAGGGAUCGCCAUAAUCUGACCAUAUCUCAGCUGCAGAAGUCAGACCAUGGGAAAUAUGAGUGUGUGGCCAAAAAUGCUGUCACCACUGUGAUAACUAGCACGCUGCUCAUUAUUGAAAUGACUACACCACAUGCUCCAUAUAAUGUUACCGUGACAACGACCCAGUUCUCUGCUAAGAUAGAUUGGAAGCCAGCAUAUGAUGGUGGAUACCCACAGCGUUAUGUGAUAUGGUUCAAGAGGGAAAAUGACCAGGGCUGGCAGACAAUCAGCGUUCUUCCUCUUGAAGCCACAAGUUUUACAAUUCACAAGUUGGUCCCAGAUUCAGCCUAUGAGUUCAUGGUGAUGUCUCGGAACCAACUGGGUAACGGACUCUCUAGCAAUAAAGUCUUAGCCAGAACCAAAGGCUAUGAUGGUUCUUUGCCUAUCACACCUCCUACCAACUCCAUGGGCCAGACCUACUUCCCUCGUAUUGAGAGUCCACAAGGUCCGCGUCCAGGCACCCCAGAAAACAUCACCGCCAUCUUGUUUGACAACGGGACCAUACGCGUGUCGUGGGACCCUCCUACUGCAUCCCAAGUGCCAAUUUUCUACUACCAUCUGCGAUAUCGAAAGCUGGGCAGUGCUCGGUGGGAAACGACAUCGGGAAAAAUCAAACAUCCCCAAACUUACUACACCUUACGAGGCCUUCUGGAAGGUGAUACGUACCAGUUCCAAGUGAUUGCGUACAGCUUGUAUGCAUACAGCUAUCCCAGCAAUGUGGCCGAGAUUGUCAUAGACAGGUUGGCGCAAGUGGGAGUGGGGAUCCGUUGUCAAGUGCACGCCAUAUUUAAUCCACAGACUAGUUAG